AUGCGCUGGUCGCUGUCUCUUCACGUCCGCGCCUCCAUCUCCAAGUCCUUUCGUCGCAUUGAGUCAGCAAAGCAACUUGCUCGCAGAAUGACUGCUCUUCCCAACACCUAUGAUGGGCUCGUCCCAAUUGCUGUCAUCGGCGGCACCGGUCUGCGCGAGCUUCCAGGAUUCACGCAGGUUGCCUCGCUGUCCGUCUCGACUCCCUGGGGCGAACCCUCGUCGCCGAUCACCAUCCUGCACCACCAGUGCAAGCACAAUGACAAGACCGUCGCCGUUGCUUUCCUGAGCCGCCAUGGCCCUCACCACCAGAUCGCGCCCCACGAGGUCCCGGCCCGUGCCAACAUUGCCGCUUUGCGUUCCAUUGGCGUCCGUAGCAUCAUCGCCUUCUCCGCCGUGGGCAGUCUCCAGGAAGCAAUUAAGCCCCGCGACUUUGUCAUCCCCGACCAGAUUAUCGACCGCACCAAGGGUGUUCGCCCAUGGACCUACUUCGAGGGUGGUGUUGUUGCUCACGUUCCUUUCGGUGACCCCUUCGACGAGGGUAUUGCCAAGGUCGUGCGGGAGUGCGGUCACAGCCUGGAGGGAGAUGGUGUUGUUCUCCACGACCGUGGCACCAUCGUUUGCAUGGAGGGCCCGCAGUUCUCCACCCGUGCCGAGAGCAACAUGUACCGCGCUUGGGGCGGCAGUGUGAUCAACAUGUCUGUCCUGCCGGAGGCUAAGCUCGCCCGAGAGGCCGAGAUUGCCUACCAGAUGAUCUGUAUGUCUACCGACUACGACUGUUGGCACGACUCCGCCGACGUCACUGUGGAGAUGGUGAUGGGCAACAUGAAGGCCAACGCGGACAACGCGCGCCGCUUUGUCACUGCCGUGCUGGACGCUCUAGCCGGUGAGGAGCACAUUGAGCUGGUCCAGGCUAAGCACCUUGCUGGCUCCGUCAAGUUCGGUGUCAGCACCCCGCAGCCUCACUGGAGCCCCGAGGCCCAGAAGAAGCUGAACUGGUUGUUCCCGGGUUACUUCUAA
This is a messenger RNA of Penicillium argentinense, 1017 nucleotides long. Its product is annotated as S-methyl-5-thioadenosine phosphorylase. The transcript has 3 exons. The coding region runs from base 1 to 1017 and encodes 338 amino acids. NCBI's taxonomy places the organism in Eukaryota, Fungi, Ascomycota, Eurotiomycetes, Eurotiales, Aspergillaceae. Gene Ontology annotation, cellular component: cytosol. The record is from RefSeq and is a predicted model, not a curated record. Gene Ontology annotation, biological process: nucleoside metabolic process. Gene Ontology annotation, molecular function: S-methyl-5-thioadenosine phosphorylase activity.